GUCUUGAAGAACGUUGGAGAAACGCUUCGUAAUAGAAGAAGAAGAGGUAGAAACUAGAAAACGCUACUUCUUUUGAAAGUAUGUUACCAUACAGACGAUACAGUACUAAACAAUACUCAACAGGAGUAAAUUGCGCAUUUCUCCACAGCUUUGUCUGUUAACCGUGAUUUGUCAUUUGUGUGGUAGUGUAUUUUGUCAGACAGAGGGAGAGUCGAAUAUGAAGGCCUCGGAGGUCAUUGACUGGAAAAGGCUUGAUGCUGAAGCAAAGUUGUCUAACUGGACGCUUACAGAAGCGGCAUUUAAGAGUCAUUCAUUGCAAAAAUAUUUUAAACAUGAUGACUUGAAAAAGGAGAAAAAUGACAUCAAACAAGAUAAAGAUAGUGUCUCCUGUGACUUUGCAGUACCAGAACCUCACAUUUCAUAUCCCAAAAUAUCAGAUUUGUCCAUUGAGGAACACAAAUAUUUUCUUGAUGUCUACAAAGAAUAUAUUACUGGGAAAGAAAUUAGCUCCGAGAAUCUCAAUAAACUACAGAAUCUUAUGUGGAGGUUAUCAUCAGAACAAGAAGAUUUCCAGGUGUUUCUUCAACAACAAUCCUUGUCAAUGAAAGAUGACUAUAACUUCCUUCAUCCACAAGUUAAAAAGAAAAUUGAGAAUCUACUUGAAGCUCAAAGAUGCCUGGUUCAGCAAGAUUUACCUCGGUUAUACACCCUCUUUCAAACAGUUGGACUGUCUUCUGGUGCAGUUUUUCCAAAUGAUCCAAUUCUUUCUUAUAAACAAACAUUGAAGCAGUCAUCAGGACAAAGUUUGUUAACUUUACCGAAUAUCGAAACAAAAUAUCAGUUAUCUCAUGAAACCAAGGAGACUGAUGCUACGAUUCAAUGUCAGAUCUACGAAGAUUCAACAGCAUGCGCCUUCGCCACCGACAACGGCGCUCAUUUUGUGUUGACUGAUAAAGCAUUGCGAACUUUGAUUGACAAUCAUCCACCAGAUUACGAGAACGACUGGGAACUACCAAUUACUGUUAUUGAUCAGUCACAAGGCUCCAAAAUGACGACUUCCGAAUGCCUAAAGUCAAUUAUGAUCGACGACCCUUUGCCCUCGAAAUCUAUGAAUCCAAGAGAAGCAAAUAUCGUGUACUACCACAGCGAGGUGUGUAGUAUUUUAAAGAAAGUCAUGGACAACCACAGUGCUUCAUCUACCACUGACAAGUCUAAGAAGCCAGUCGAUAUAGAGAUGCAGAAGACGGCGGAUAUGGCCUGUGAUUCAGUUAUCUGUGAAAAUCAUUUGGAACUUAAUGUCGAAAGUCUUAAAAACUCCAGGGGAAAUGUAGUGUCAGAAUGUAGUGUCGGUGAUAACGAAAAACAAACGAGCUUUGCUGAAAACAUUGUUGGUCAGAGCAAGGGUUGUACAGUGUGCCAAUUCACUUACAGUUUAUGGAUAUUUGGUAAUUUAAACCUUUUAAUCCGCACAGUUGAUUGUGGUUUGAUGUAUCAAGCAAAUAAAUCUGGCAAAGGUUCUUUACACCCAGUCAAUGUAUUUGUGAAACCUGAAUAUCAGCUGUCGUACGGAUGUGAAAAGAUAACAACGAGUGAAGCUUCAAAGUGGUGGAUUAAUACUUACAUCAAUCCAGAUUCCCUCUUGAUUUGUGCCAGGAUUAAUCCUAUAACAGCGGAGUUGUUAAAAAUGGAUGUCCUAAAUCAAUCAAACAUUUUAACUCUUUCUUCCUUUGAUCCCGCUAAACCAAUGAAAAUGAUUCAUGGCAUUCUAACGCGAUUGGAGAAAAUAUUGAGACCUGGAAAAUAUAUUUUAUCUCAUGCGGCUAAAGAUAUACACAUUUGUGUGUAUGAAGUUAUCGAUGAUGGAAAUGAUGGAAAGGCAAAGACGGCAAACUACGAUCUUCAUAACGCUCACUCAAAACACACGUUGACUGAGUAUGAGAAAUUUGUACCAUGGGUACCUCUUGAUCCUAACAUAUUCCUAGAUUGGCACAUUGCAAAUCACCGUAUACCUCUAACAUUCCCACCUGUAUCUAACCAGGAAUUAAAUAAAAUACAGACGAGAAAUCGAGGUAAAAAGAAGGGAAAAAAAGGUAAAAAUACUAAGCUUAGCAGAGGCAAAGGAAAUCUAACAAAACCAAGAAUGAAACCAUCAAGAACAAGAACAUCUAACAAAAAAUCCGAUGAAGCCAAAAAGAGUGAGAAUCAAGUCGAAAAGGAAGAUGAUAUGGGCAUCGCACAGCGUCUUAGGAGCAGAUCUAAACCCUUGACUUACGAUGAUAUUGACUUUGAUUUUUAAAUUCUUUAUUUCUCUCAAAUUACAUUCUCC
Messenger RNA from Dendronephthya gigantea, 2326 nucleotides. Its product is annotated as little elongation complex subunit 2-like. Gene Ontology annotation, cellular component: transcription elongation factor complex. NCBI's taxonomy places the organism in Eukaryota, Metazoa, Cnidaria, Anthozoa, Malacalcyonacea, Nephtheidae. The coding region runs from base 218 to 2296 and encodes 692 amino acids. Gene Ontology annotation, biological process: snRNA transcription by RNA polymerase III; snRNA transcription by RNA polymerase II; positive regulation of transcription by RNA polymerase III. The transcript is spliced from 9 exons. The record is from RefSeq and is a predicted model, not a curated record.